Trichomonas vaginalis G3 is the source of this 753-nucleotide messenger RNA. RefSeq names its product spectrin binding. Bases 1 to 753 code for a protein of 250 amino acids. The transcript has a single exon. The record is from RefSeq and is a predicted model, not a curated record. Gene Ontology annotation, molecular function: protein binding. Lineage: Eukaryota; Parabasalia; Trichomonadida; Trichomonadidae.
AUGAUCUGGGAAGUAAAUUCCAAUAAUAUUUUAGAAUUUUCCUCACAAAUAAUAGUUCUAAUUAAAACAGGUAAAAUAUCUAUCAAGAUGAUACUUUACUUGAUUGAUAGCUUUUCAAAGAUCCGAAAUAAAGAUAUUGUAUUAUUUGCUGAUUUAUAUCAUAAGAUUUUAGAUGCAUUUUCAUGCGUAAUCAAACCAGAAAAUGAUAAACUGGCGACAUUAUUAUUCCAUAAAGGAUUCACUUUCAAUAAUUUCACACCUUACUAUGAAGUAGAUAAUAUUCUCAAUAUAUUUUCAGACGAUUCACCUCUACAUUUUAUUGCCUGGGAUAAAGUUGAUGAACUUAAAAGCAAAUUCCCAAACCUUGAAAUUGAUGAGACAAUUAAUUUUAGAUUUACUCCUCUUGAUUGUGCUUGCAAUUUUGGAUCUGAAUUAUGCUUCAAUUAUCUUAAAAAUAAAGGAGCACAGUAUUCUAAAGAUUCUGCAAAAUUAGCCAUUAAAGGCAGAAAUAAAAACAUUUUUAUGCAAAUGAUAGAAGACGGACAGUCAUUCGAUAAUAUAAUCAACACCGCAUUAGAUUAUCGAAACUAUGAAGUUGCUGAAUAUCUCAAAACUAAACUUGGACAAAAGCCUGAUUCUUUAGCAGAAAGUUUGCAUUUUGGAAACUAUGAUAUAGCAUCAUACUUAAUUUCAAAUGGAGCAGAUAUCAACAAUAUUUAUAUCCUCUUUCUUUCCAUAUCUAUUAUUAUAUAA